AUGGAAGCACCCAAGCCCGCCAUGACCACCUCCACCCAGCCCCAGGCUCUCCAGAUGAACAUGUCCAACCCCCCCGCCCGUGCUGAGCAGACGGAGUGCCAACACAAGGCUUCGCGUAUCAGAGGCGGUGGUGCUGGCAGGGACUGCUUCAUGGGCAUGAUUGAGGCUUUCCUGUGCUUUGAGUGCUGCAAGGACUGCUGCGAAUGCUUCGCGGAUAUCAUCUGCUGCCCGUGCGAGAUGUGCUGCUAA
Molecule: messenger RNA, 249 nt
Organism: Sparassis crispa
Lineage: Eukaryota; Fungi; Basidiomycota; Agaricomycetes; Polyporales; Sparassidaceae
Exons: 6
Coding region: 1-249 (82 amino acids)
Source: RefSeq, a predicted model, not a curated record